AGUGCGGCUCCCCCAGGGAUAAUAGCGCGGCGGUGGCGCUGUAAGCAGGAGCGGGCGGCAGCUACAUCCCUGCAGCAGCACAGCGGUGUGUGCCCGGCGCCGGAGAGCAGGAGGACGUGACCCUCCCCAAAAUGACGUGAGCUGUACGACGUCGGAACGUGGCAUUGUGGAUAGUGACGCUGAGUGGCUGUGUAUGAGGGAGAGUUUGUGUGUACGAGACGGAGCGGGGUGUGAAUAUGGCGGACGGGGAGGCCGAGAGCAGCAGCGGCCCCGUCCCGGACAUUACCGCCGAGAUUCCCCGCUUGGAAGAGAGGCUGCGGGAGCUGGAGAGCCGCCUGCAGGAGGUGGGAGAGGACGAGGCCGUGCAGGCAGCCAGCGACUACUGCCAGCGCUUCUGUCAGACACUUCUUGAAUAUGCAGAGAAAUGGAAAGCUUCUGAAGACUCUCUGCCCUUACUGGAAGUGUACACGGUAGCCAUCCAAAGUUAUUCCAGCGCACGACCUCACCUUACCUCACAGUGUGAAAAUGUAGGCUUGGUGCUUGAGCGGCUAACUCUAAGCUGUGUUGAGCUCCUGCUAUGUUUGCCACGCGAGUUACCUGAUGAUCACUGGGAAAAAUUUCAAGCCUCAAUUAAGGUUGCUCAGAUUCGUUUGACUGAAAAUGGCAGCCAUGAGCUUGUGCUCUUAUACAACCUGUCUCAAGAAGCUGGUGUCUGGAAGGACCCAAUCCUGGAUAAAAUACUUAAUGAGCAAAUCACAGAUCCAUUUCAAGCUGAGGGAUUUUUAGUUUCUGAAGGCCCGUUUCUUUUGGAGAUGCGAAUUAAGCAGCUCCUCAAAGCUAGUAAAAUAGCUGCUGCAACUGCCCUGGCAAAGCUAUGUUCAGACCACCCAGAGAUGAGCAAGAAAGGACACUUCAAGCAGCUCUACCUGACUUGCCUCUGCGCGGCUUCACCAAAUAUAAAGCUCAUUGAAGAAAUUGCCAAAGUAGAUUGCAAAGAUGCUUUGGAAAUGAUCUGUAAUCUUGAGUCUGAAGGGGAUGAGAAAACAUCGCUGAUAUUGUGUGCAGCAUUCCUCUCCCGCCAGCUGCAGUUUGGUGAAAUGUACUGUGCCUGGGAAUUGACGUUGUUCUGGAGCAAACUGCAAAGAAGGGUCGAUUCAUCUAUACAAGUGUAUCUAGAAAUAUGCCGCCAGCUGUCUCAGCUAACGAAAACUGUGUACCAUAUUUUCUUUCUCAUCAAGGUUAUUCAGUCAGAGACUGAGGCUGCUGGGCUUCCAACAUGCAUAGAGCUGUGUGUGCGGGCACUACGCUUGGAGUCCAGUGAGAAUGCCAAGGUGAAAAUCUCAAUCUGCAAGACAAUCUCCUGUUUAUUGCCUGAUGACUUGGAGGUCAAGAGAGCUUGUCAACUUACAGAGUUUCUUCUGGAGCCCACAGUGGAUGCAUACUAUGCUGUAGAGAUGUUAUACAACCAACCGGACCAAAAAUAUGAUGAGGAAAGUCUUCCAGUACCAAACUCCCUGCGCUGCGAGCUCCUGCUGGUCUUGAAAACCCGAUGGCCGUUUGAUCCAGAGUUUUGGGAUUGGAAAACUUUGAAACGUCAGUGUCUGGCAUUAAUGGGAGAAGAGGCUUCUAUUGUUUCUUCGAUUGAUGAGCUAAAUGACAAUGAGGCAUAUGACCCAGUGGAUGAUUACCAAGAAUUGACAAAGGACCCUACAUUAAACGGACUUGAUUGCUUUGGUGGAAGCACACCUAUUAAGGAGGGUCGCGAAAAAAAGCCGAAAAAGAGAAAUACUAACAAAAAAAUUAAAGAACAUGGAGGCAUAUCUGCAAGAUUUAGAAACUGGCAAGCCUAUAUGCAAUACUGUGUAUUAUGUGACAAGGAGUUCCUGGGACACAGGAUAAUUCGGCAUGCCCAAAAGCAUUGCAUAGAUGGUAUCUACAGUUGUCCAAUAUGUGCAAAACAGUAUACCACUAAAGAAACCUUUGUUCCACAUGUAACAUUACACGUUAAGCAAUCCUGCAAAGAGAGACUGGAAACUAUGGAACCCCUCAGGAAACUGGCGAGGUUGCCUAAGAAAAAACGGACAAAUAAAAAUAAAAAGUCUGUGACCGUUAUAAAACAAGAGCGGCAAGUAAAGAAGAACACCAUUUACGCAGAUGAUUUUAUAGUAUUUAAUGAUAAUGACAAUUCUGAUGAAAACGAUGAAAAAGAUAAUCAACCUGAGAAUUUAGAAGCAGAACAGCGAGUACUCGCCAAUGAGUUCCCAUGUCCUGUACUAUUCUGCAACAAAGGAUUCAAAUAUUUCAAAAAUUUAAUUGCACAUGUGAGGGGGCACAAAGAUAGUGAAGAAGCUGCACGUUUCCUUGAGAUACAAAGUAAAAAAGUAGUCUGUCAGUAUUGUAGGCGGCAGUUUGUUAGUCUAACUCACUUAAAUGAUCAUUUGCAAAUGCAUUGUGGAAGUCGACCUUAUAUAUGCAUACAAAUGAAGUGCAAGGCAAGCUUUGAGACUUACACAGACUUACUGGCACACAAAAAGGAGCAUCAUGAUUUCAGAGCAAAGUGUAUGUUCCCAAAGUGUGGAAGAAUCUUUACUGCAGCUUACAUGCUCUUUGACCAUGAAGCACAACACUAUAACACAUUCACUUGUAAGAUAUCUGCUUGUGGAAAGAUUUUUCAUUCUCAGCUUCAGUUAGAGCAGCACUUAUGUGAGCAUCCUGCAGAGUCCCCCGUGCCACAGUCCAACAAAACAGCUGAAAUGGCUAAAUUAGUUGCUAAUAGAAAGAGUGCUACAGUCAAACAAGAAUCACUACCAGAAUGUAAUGUAAACAGCACUUUUAAUGCAGUAUCCUUAAAUUCAGCAGAUGUUCCCAGUUCUACAAAGUCUAAGGAUCAUAGUUUACCUGAAACAUCAGUAUUGGAACAGAAAGUGUCUACUAGUGGACUGGAGAACUCUGUGCAUUUGCUUGACCAGCUUCUUCCACCUCCUCAUGCUAUCUCUACUACAAAUUUGCUUACUCAGGUUUUACCAGCACCCUCUAUUGUACAGAAUAUGUUGCCUAAAGCAGACCUAUUGAUUAACACUACUUUCUCCGCAGAUUCUAGAAAUGUUCAACGGCCAAGUCUUGUUGAAGGGUUUCCUGGUAUUUUAAAUCAAAACAAACUAAUUGAUAGAACCACAGAUUAUGCAAAUCAAACUCGAACAAGAGCACAUCCGGGUUUUGAAGACCAUUGUUUGUCAGUAUUUCAAGAGGGUAAAGCCAGCUGUACAGAUUAUACAAAUAAAAAUCAGGUUGGUGCUGUGAAUUGUACUGAUGUCAAAAUUGAGGCAGAAGAGCAGAUAAAUAUAAUGCAUUUUAAUGAAACUGCUCAACUGUGUGAUAACAAUUUAGUUAUGUCUGGCUAUGAAGAAAGUGCGAAGUCUGAAAAUCUUCUGUCAUUAUCACUUGAAACCAGUAACACACUUUCUAAUGUUUUGCCAACUGCCAAUAAUGCUACAGUGAAGCCUCUUCUACCAGUCGAAAGAUUCAAAUGCAAUGUAGAGGGAUGUCCCCGAAUAUACAAUUCUGUACAGAGUAUUGGAAAACAUAUGAAAAGUGCUCACCCUGAUCAUUAUGAUUUCUUUAAAAUGGAACGCAAGAACAGGAAAAAACAAAGGGCUGGAACAUUUGUACCACCAUCUGAUGAAAAACCUACUUAUUGUAUACUUGCAGAGCCUGAUGUGCCAAAUAAAUCUGGUUUUCAGCCACCGCUUCAGAGCACCGCAAACUCCAGUUUUUGUAAUCAGUUACAACACCUCCCAAAUCCAGUCUUCCCAACACAUCUUGAGAACUUGGUCAACCCAUUACUGAAUUCUGCAGAAACAGUCAUAUCCCAAGGUUUGUCAAAAAAUGUUGCUGAAACACUCUUGGGGCCUGAAGUGGGAAAUUUGAGUAAUGCUGCCUUGACAUCACAAAUUGAAGAUUUGGCAAAGGUUUUACCAAUGAAAUUUGAAAACGGUUCUGAUCCUUUUCUGCCAAUGCCAACCGAAAAUGAUCCUCUGCCGGUUUUAUCUUCACUGAGUGGAAGUACAGUGUUUUCUCAGCUAGGAGGUAAUUCAGAUUUAGCUGGUGGUGAGAGUACAAGCUCUGUGUUCUUGAAAGAAGAAACAGAAACCUCCUUUUCCAAACAAGGUGAUGGCACGGACAUUGAUGCAACUUUUAACUUGGAUAAGUCAUCUAGCAUGCUUUCAAAUUCUGGAGAUAAAAAGACUACAACUGGGAGAACUACCAGAAAUAGAGAGAGAAAGCCAAAGCACAGCCCUCGUGCAAAGUGUCCAGCUAUCAUUAGAGAUGGAAAAUUUAUCUGCAGCAGGUGUUUUCGAGUGUUUACUAACCCACGAUCAUUGGGAGGCCAUUUGUCAAAGAGGACUGUGUGUAAGCCCCAUAAUGAUUAUGAUGUUUCCCCAGUUCCACAAAUUGACGGUCAGUCUUCUGUUUUGGCAAGCAUGAUACUUUCAUCUGGUCCAAAGCGAAGAGCAAAGUCAUCUGCACAAACUUUUUGUCCUAAAAAGGCUAUCAAAGAGGAGCCUUUUCUGACACCUGUUCAGCCUGAAAGUGAAAGUUCUCAAUAUUUGCAUAGUGGACUCGCACAUCCUAGUAUCUCAAGCUUUACUCCAUGUGAAGAUAAAAUUGAGAGGCCAAUUAAGCAAAACAUUGAAGCCCCAGAAAAUGUAGGUGGUAGACAGCUGCAUCCUAACAUAACUUCAGCUGAGUGCAUUCCCAGUAAUCCUCAAAUAAACACAGCUGAACCCUUAAAUCUUACCACAACCCAAGUCCUCCAACCUAGCUCCAGCCUCAAGGAUGGAAACAGUCUAGAAAACGUUCAUGUGAACAGUUGUACUGAUCAAAUUGAUCUUCCAGACAAGAAACACCUCAUGACUGAAAAUGGUUUGUACCCAAAUACAGUUAUUAAUUCAGUUGAAGAGAACAGUUGCAUACAAAAACCAGUAAGCAGCACUCGAGUAUCUGUCAUUAGUGGUCCCCGAAGUUCUUGUUUAGCCACCACCAAGAAAAGGAGCAGCAGUUCUAAGAGGAAGAAAAAAAGUGACACCCCUGCCACAGUGGAGGCUACACAUGAGCUUGCAAAAAAUAUCUUGGCAGCAGUAGGGGGAAAUCUACAGAUGUCCACUGAGCUGCAACCAAACUUUAUGACAUAUGGGUCUGACAUUUUGGAAAACCUAGCAAAACAUUUGAGCAGCGCUGAUAAAGAACUGUUUAUGUCUUGUAUCAAUGAAAGUCUUAAAGCUAGCUCAGAGACACAUGCUGCAUGUCCGCUUCCUAUAAAGGCAGAAAAAAGUGAGCCACAGCUCCUUCCUGCUUACACCCCUGACCAGAAAGAGACUGAAAAGCUAGAUAUACAUCCAGAAUUCAGGGAUAAGCCAUUUCAAAAUAUGACUCCUGACACAACUGAAACUUACUCUUUUAAUGGUAAUGUUCAAAGUGUGUGUUCCACUUUGCCCCACAGUCAGGUCAGUGUGAAUGGCAGUAUAGACGGUAUACCUGGGGUCAUGCACAACAUAAAUUCUGUAAGCACUGCUUUCAGCCCACCUAACAAAAUGAACAUACCUGUGUGUUCAGUCUCACCAACCCAAGAAACUAGUUUUAAGUAUGACGAUCAAGUUUUGGAGAUCAUGGACUUGGUACAAAAGUUACAGAUUGUGGAUAUGAAGCCUGAACGUUUAGAAGAAGAUAUGUGCCCUCCUAGUGAGAGUGUACCCAUAAUGUCCAGUGUAAUUGUUCCAAAUCCAAGUCUGAGUCUAGUGUCUGAAGAAAUACCUGAAGUGUCUAAAUCAUUAGUUGAAAAAUGUAAUGCUAAGCCUUUCAUAUGUCAUGAGGAGGACUGCAACUAUUGUGCAAUGACUAAGGAUGCUUUGUUUAAGCAUUAUACUAAAGUUCAUUAUUACACGACAGAAAAACUGGAAGAAAUCAAGAAACAUCAGCUAAAGUUUGCCCCUUUCAGAUGUGUUGUACCUUCAUGUACUAAAACCUUCACAAGAAACUCAAAUCUCAGAGCCCAUUGUCAAGCAAUGCAUCAUUUUACAUCUGAUCAAAUGGUAAAAUUAAAAAUAAAAAGACCGUAUGGAAGGAAAUCUUUUAGUGAAAGUACUGACUUUUCUCCUGAAAUGCCCAACAGAAGCCCUGAUGGUAAAACGUUUAUGGAGUCAUAUGAUGUUGCAAAAGUUAUAAAACCAGAACCUGAGCUAUAUCAAGAUGUACCAGUCAUGAAAACAGUGGAACUUCCCAAAGUUCAAGAAAGUAAAUCACCCCUUCAUUUGCCUUCUCAAGACUCCCAUUUAAUGCCUAAUCAGAAAAGCAAGAAAGGACCAAAGAUACGGAAAAAGCGAAAGGAAAAGGAGCUGAAGCGCAAAAAAACAAUACAUAAAGAUGCCAAGCCCACCCAGGGACCUACGUCUUAUAAACCCUAUCAGUGUGUUCACCAGGGCUGCACGGCAGCUUUUACUAUACAACAAAACUUAAUACUUCAUUAUCAGGCUGUUCAUAGGUCAGAAGCAUUUAAAUUCUCAUUGGAAGAAGACUUAAAAGAGGAACGGGAUGAUAAUAGCAAUGGCCUGAUCCUCAAAGAGUUCCGGUGUACAGAGAGUGAUUGCUCUAGAAUUUUUGCAAGUUUUUCUAGCUUAAUACAGCACUAUGUGAAGCUUCAUGAGAUGAUUGCAGAGGAAAUUGAAAAUGUUUUAUCUUUUGUAAAUGGAGGACCAUUUAAAUGUGAUCAGACACAAUGCACGGCUAGUUUUACCUCUUGUUCCGGCUACAUUGAACAUCUUGAAGAAGUACAUGAUCUUAAAAUGAAGAGUGUAAAGUUGGAGGGAGAAGAAAUGUAUAAGUGUGACUGUGAAGGUUGUGACCGCAUCUAUGCUACUCGGUCAAAUUUGCUUAGGCAUAUUUUUCGCAAGCACAAAGAUAAACAUAAGGAACAUUUAAUCAGACCACGGAAAAUGAGUGAUCCAGACAAUACUGAUGACAAAGCACAAAAAGAAAAACCUAGGCUGCCCAAACCUAAGUGUGAAAAUGAAGGAGCCGGGGGCCCUAAAACAAAGCGACGUAAAGAAAGUAAGGAAAAAUGUCUAAAAAAAAAAUUGGGGAAUAUUAAGCCCGGGCCUUCAACUCUUAAAUAUGGUAGACAUACAUAUUCAUUAAAAGCUAAGGAUGCUGCUUUGGCAGAAUGCAUAGAGUGUCAUACAAAACAAUAUCCUUGUAUGGUACGUGGAUGUACUUCUAUUGUUGCCACUGAACACAAUAUUAUUAGGCAUUAUAAAUCUCACAAACUUGCUAGGGCAUUCAUUUUAAGACACCGAAAAACACUGAUUGUGUGCAAAAGGCGUGGACGCACCAAAGCUAAAGAAGUCCCUUUGCCUCUCAACACAGAGCCAGUGUUAGACAUUAAAAAAGCAGAAGUUAAUGAGGCUCCAAUUGAGGCAUCAGUUCCUAUAGAAAAGCCAACUAGUUCUGCAGUACUGGAAAGCAGCGAUGAAUCCACAAUUUCAACGUUCCAACAGAGUGAAACUGAAAAGAAUGAAAUGGAUGAACUUACCGAACUGUUUAUUUCAAAACUAAGCAAUGACGACAGCACUAGCUCAGACAGCCAAGCAAAAGCAUCAUCCUUAUUAAGCAGCGAUUUUCAGGAAACAAGCUCAUGUUAUUCUGAACCACAAAGGGUGCUCGGUGUUGUAAAAGGACUCGAUAAACAAACACCAGUUAUUCCAAAUAGAAAGAGAAAAAUUGAUACACCAGAUGAAACCCUGUCUGCCGACACUAGUAGCACACUCAGCUGUGAGGAGACGUUACUUCCUGACAGUCCUUCUGAUGACACACCAGCAUUUGACUUGGGCUCAUUCAAACCUAUGGGAUUUGAAGUGUCAUUCCUUAAAUUCCUAGAAGAAUCUGCUGUCAAGGAAAAAAAACCUGUAGAUAGUGUUAAUUUCAAUACUGACCUAGAGACGGGACUGCAGCCAAGUGAAAAAAUGCGAAGGCUCUCUGUGGAUGAGGACUUUGACACAGAUAUAUAUUUGCUCUUUGAUAACCCUUCACAUCUACCUAACCUGGACAAUGUAAGAAUUGUUUUAGACGAAGCAUUCAGUGACUAUAUUGAACUUAUCGUCAAGCAGCUUAAUGAACUGAAACCUGUUGUGGUUCUUAAACAUGAAAUUUACUGCGAUGAAUUUGAUAACGCUGCAGAGGAACAAAAUAUAGAACUAGAUGGAGAAGCUACAGUAUAGAGAGGUCCUACUACAUUUACAGCCUGUACAGUUUUAUUGUGAACUAGAAACCAUCACGCAUGCAGAUAAAUGCAGUUUUAUUAUUUUCUUGUUGUUGUGAGUGACUUAACCUGGCCAAAAAAAUACAGAAAAAAGAAAAAUAUGCCAUGGCAGAAGUCAUGCAAUGUUUUUAUUCCAUGUUAUCCCUAUGGGACUAGAGGAAAUAUAUUGUUUAUUCAGUUUUGUAAAUAUGAUUUCAAAUCCUCAUUUCCACAAAUGAACAAUUUGUGUAUUGUGUGUGGGAUUUGGUAUAUUCGCCAAGUUCACUACUCCAUGUAUAACAGGUUACUUGUAUAUAAUGUUUAUGAGUUUGUUUUUGGGAGGGUGGGGGUGAUCCUUUUGUAAAUAUCACUGUAAUACAUUUGCUGCCUAAACUAUUAAAUUACACGUUUAUAUUCUGGAUUUUAAUUUGUAAUCAAGUGAUCACAUUCUUUUUAAGAAAUUUUGUAUUUGCAUUACUUUUGGUUGCAGAUUUUAUGUACAUACUUAAACAAAGCAUCUAUUGAAAUUUUUUAAUGUGUAAAUACUUGAAAAUUUGGUUACUUAUUACAUGUGGAUGAUGGUUCUUGCUGGAAAUCGGACUGUGUAGCGUUAACACAUGCCACACGUAUUAGGCACCUUGUGCAUUACAAUAUAUUACUUGUAAUGACAUCCCCUCCAUCUCCAUAUAUUAGAACUGGUGGCAAGAGUUGCCACUUCCUGUUUUAAAUGUAUUGAGUGUUUUUACAGUAAAGCAAAUACUGUCCAUAGAUAUAAAGGUCAAUAGCACCACCUGUGGGCUUGAAUAAAAUUGCACAAAUGUU
This is a messenger RNA of Pseudophryne corroboree (corroboree frog), 9112 nucleotides long. RefSeq names its product zinc finger protein 292 (gene ZNF292). Gene Ontology annotation, cellular component: nucleus. Gene Ontology annotation, biological process: regulation of transcription by RNA polymerase II. Lineage: Eukaryota; Metazoa; Chordata; Amphibia; Anura; Myobatrachidae. The record is from RefSeq and is a predicted model, not a curated record. The transcript is spliced from 8 exons. The coding region runs from base 237 to 8270 and encodes 2677 amino acids. Gene Ontology annotation, molecular function: DNA-binding transcription factor activity, RNA polymerase II-specific; DNA binding.